Messenger RNA from Fopius arisanus, 1825 nucleotides. It is a transcript of the gene CARPB, whose product is annotated as Carbonic anhydrase-related protein B. Bases 242 to 1198 code for a protein of 318 amino acids. The transcript is spliced from 10 exons. The record is from RefSeq and is a predicted model, not a curated record. Gene Ontology annotation, molecular function: carbonate dehydratase activity; zinc ion binding. Lineage: Eukaryota; Metazoa; Arthropoda; Insecta; Hymenoptera; Braconidae.
CCGCUAGUUGCGAGGUGAGGAUUCCGUGUCCGAGGGAAAGAAAAGAAAAGAGAGAAGGAAAAGAGGAGGAAAAGGAAAAAAAUAAAAGUUGCAUCGAUGCUGGCGGCUGGUUGGCCCACCUGAGGAAAUAUAAGCCGUUGUGGACUCGAGAGGGAGAGGGACUCGGGGAGAUAAGGAGGGAGUGAGGUAAAGGUCAAGCCGACAGAUGAUGGUUAAUUGACAGAGUAGAUUAUCAAUAGGAAUGGCAACGUAUAGCUCAGUCUAUUUGGGCAUCUGGGGAGUGUUUAUACUUAUUUUAAUUCAAGAAUCAAGACCUGUCAGCUGGGAUGAAUGGUGGACGUACGAUGGUAUUUCAGGUCCUGCCUUUUGGGGUUUGAUAAAUCCAGAGUGGUCUCUAUGUAAUAAAGGGCGUAGACAGUCACCAGUGAAUCUGGAGCCCCAAAGACUUUUGUAUGACCGGAAUCUUCAGCCCCUUCAGCUCGAUAAACACCGAGUCUCCGGUGUCCUAUCGAAUACAGGCCACGGGGUUGUAUUUGCAGUAAACUACAACGACACUCGACAUCCGGUCAACAUCACCGGUGGACCCCUGAGUUAUCGAUAUCAAUUUCACGAAAUUCAUUUGCACUACGGAAUGAGGGACGACAUUGGAAGUGAACACGCGGUGGACGGUUAUAAAUUUCCUGCCGAGAUCCAAAUAUUUGGCUUCAAUUCCGACCUGUACAAUAACUUCUCAGACGCGGUGAACCGACCCCAGGGAAUAGUGGCAGUGUCUCUUCUACUUCAAGUUGGAGAUCUCUCUAACUCUGCAUUGAGAUUCUUCACUGAACAACUCAACCAUAUCCAAUACGCAGGUAAGUCAACUGGAAUUCAGAAUUUUCCUGUGCUAGAACUACUACCCCGCACGAAGCAUUACAUGACGUACGAGGGCUCAACUACAAUGCCAGCCUGUCACGAGACAACAACGUGGAUUAUUCUCAACAAACCAAUAUACAUAACAAAACAGCAGCUCAUCGGACUGAGAACACUAGUACAAGGUGAAGCUGAACAUUCGAAAGGGCCUCUUGGUAAUAAUUACAGACCUACACAAAGCCUCCAUCAUCGCCCAGUGCGAACAAACAUUAAUUUUAACGUAGAGGGCCCCCAGAAAUGUCCGACCGCGUACCGGGAUAUCUACUAUAAAGCAAACAGUUGGGAAUAGCCUGGCUGAACCACGAAAUCUGCUUUCUCCAUUCGAACUCCGCAGUACUACGCUUUUCCACGAUGGGAUUUGGAACAUUGCUGUAUAAAAAAAAAACCCCUUGACAUAUCAAUGCGCGUGACAAACACGUGGUGCAAAACUACCGCCAAAAGUGGAAUAAAAAGUUGAACAAGAAAGAAAAAAAAAACUAAUUAAAGAAGGUAAGAUUAAAAAAUGAUGUUAAAAGAAAGAAAAAAAAAAAUCGCGCCACCGUAAGGUCAAAACUGCUUCGUUGUAAAACUCAUUAGACGUGAAUUGCCAAGUAUGUUUUCAGUAAAGAAACAAACCAACAAGAUGAUGAAGAUAAACAAUUAUAAUUAAUAACAAUGAGAAAAGCAAAACACAGAAACACAUACACCAUAAACUAUAGUUACUCAUAGUUAAGGACUAAAAAUGAAAACUUAUGGUAAGAGUAUAUUAUACAAUUAUAUCGGAUAAACUCAUGAAAGCUAUGACUAUCGUGGCCUGUAUGGGUGAGAUUGCGACUUAUGUAUAAAAAUUUAACAAAAUGUGAGGAAAUGAAAAUUUUAAGAAGGAAACAAAAUAAUCCACACAUUACACGUACGCGCGUGUGCAUAUAUCAUUAUC